ACUCGGGUUGAUGCAGGUCCGGCAGGACUCUGUGUGGGAAUUCACUGUGGUGAGACGCAGCAGGGAAGCUCCACUCUCACUUCACAACAGCCUUUCUGUCUUUAAUAAAGAUGCAGACCUGGGUUGUGAUCUGUUGGGCUGUCUUUGCCGUGGUUGGUGCAGAUGAGUGUCCAGAUGGAGGCAGGUGUGCAGAAGGUCAAACCUGCUGCAGCAGCCCAACGAAUGGCUAUGGCUGCUGCCCGUUUGAUCAGGCUGAAUGCUGUGAAGAUCACAUCCACUGCUGUCCCUCAGACACGAUCUGCGACUCAGAGGCGUUCCGCUGUGUGAAUGCCACUCUGUCCAUCCCAUGGACCGAAAGGACAUCCGCGCUCCAGCCCACAGUCUCUAAAUCCUUCAGGAUGAUCAAGUCCUACAUGGGUGAAGACGAUGAUAACAUCUGUCCCGAUCAGUCACGAUGCCCUGCUGAGUUUUCCUGCCUGAAGGCUUUGACAAAGUUUGGAUGCUGUCCGUUAGCGAAGGGAAUUUCCUGCUCUGAUGGGAAGCACUGCUGUCCUGAGGGCCACCACUGCAGCAUUGACAGCCGCUCCUGCAUCAAAAAAGAACUUGUGACAGCCAUCCGGUGUAGCGACGGCGUGUCCGAAUGCCCGGAUGAAACGACCUGCUGUGAGACUCCAGAAGGCAAAUGGGGUUGCUGUCCAAUGCCAAAGGCUGUGUGCUGCGAUGAUAAGAAACACUGCUGCCCUGAAGGGACAACAUGCAACAUUGAACAAAUGAAAUGCAUUUCCAUGUCUACCAAAAAGGAGCUGCCAAUGUGGGCUAAGUUCCCUGCCAGACAGAGAGCAGACUGGGAGAAUCAGAACGAGGGUGAAGAAAUUACUGCAAAGGCAGCCGUUGGGGAAGAAGCAAAGAAAUCCUCUGAAGCUGCUACAGCCAAUCCGCUUCCUGCUCUGAAGGAGGAAGUGACUGUGUCAUCUGUUACUAAGGCAGACGGAGUCAACAAUGUGCCAUGUGACGACACCGCCGCCUGUCCUGAUGGCACCACCUGCUGUAAAACCAAAGAGGGUGGCUGGGCCUGUUGUCCUAUGCCAGAGGCUGUUUGCUGUGAAGAUUUUAUCCACUGCUGUCCAAAUGGUAAGAAAUGUGACUUGGCAGCAGGAAAAUGUGUCGAUGGCCUUCUAUCCAUCCCCUGGUUUGAGAAGAAACCAGCGAUCUCCAGACCAGGUGUGGAUGUACAGGUGAAGAAUGUGCCAUGUGACGACACCGCCGCCUGUCCUGAUGGCACCACCUGCUGUAAAAACAAGGAAGGUGCCUGGGCCUGCUGUCCUCUCCCUAAGGCGGUCUGCUGUGACGACCAUGAACACUGCUGCCCUGAAGGCACCACCUGUAACCCGACCAGCACUGGUUGUUUACAAGCUUCAGCCUCAACGCCCUUCAUGCUGCAGGUCGCUGCGUUCACCACUCCGGUACCCACCACAACAACCCAAAGCUUGGUGACAACCCCAGCAAAGACCAAUGAAGAGGAUGAGCGACCCACACAAGAGGAAGGUGAUGAAGAAGAGGAGAAGGAAGAAGAGAGGAAUCAGUGUGAUGAACACACCAGCUGCCCUCAGGAUACAACCUGCUGCUUUAUAGAGUCGUGUAAAAAGUGGGGCUGCUGCCCACUGCCAAAGGCCGUGUGUUGCGCCGACGGCAGCCAUUGUUGCCCGGAAAACUACAAAUGUAACGAGGACAAGACCACGUGCAUCAGAGGAGAAGUGGAGAUCCCGUGGUACACCAAACUCCCCGCCAUUACGAGGGUCCAGGUUGAUCCCAACAACGUCCAGUGCGACGACGACCACCAGUGUCCUGAACACACCUCCUGCUGCAAACUGUUCACUGGCGAGUGGGGCUGCUGCCCGCUGCAAAAUGCGGUGUGCUGCUCGGAUAAGGAGCACUGCUGCCCAGAGGGCUACACCUGCGACGUUGUCUCCAAUAGCUGCCAGAAGCUCAUCCUGCUGCAGCUGGAGACGCUCCCGCUGAUACCGGUGUUCCUGCCGGAGUACCAUCUUGAGCUCGCGCCGCUGAAGCACAGAGUCGUCCAGUGUGACGAGCAGAAAAGCUGCCCGGACGACAACACCUGCUGCAGGACGUCUGCCACCACCUGGGGCUGCUGCCCGGCUCCUCAUGCGGUGUGCUGCAGCGACAUGAAGCACUGCUGUCCCGCUGGCUACACCUGCACAGAGGAAGGCUCCUGCGUCCAGAACUCUGGGCUCAACUGGCAGACAUGGAACAUGUUCUCCACCAACAAGAAGAGAGCUCUAAUUCUAUGAAAACAUGCUGAAAUUAAUUUUUACAUGAAGAAAAUAAAUAUAAAAUACAAUUAAUACUUUGUUCUAAAACGUGCUAAAUGGUGAACAGUAAAAAUGAAUUGCACUUAAGGAGGCUGUUAGGGAACGUGAGCUUGGAUUGAAACGUUUCUGUCUGCAGGUUUGGUGCAACAGAAGGUUGUUUUUCUCCUGCACACAUAAUUUGAUACUUGAAACUCUAACAAAUCAAGAAUAAAACUGAAACACUCCGAAUGCAACAUAAAUCUUCUCACUAAAUCACUAAAUCACUGUUGUCAUGAUCUGUUGCAGCUGCCUUUUGUUCACAUCUGCAUUCCUCUGUCAAUAAUCUGUAUUUUUUCUCCAAAUCAGUAAUAACCAGUGACAGUUUGUAAUCGACUGUUACAUUUAAAUGAUUAGCAUUUAUUUUGUUGGUAAAUCAGUCUGAGACUUCAUAUUGAAUUGAAAAGAAAGUACCGAUCAUUAUUCAUUUAAUUUUCUCAUCAAUCAAACUUAUUGAUUUCGGGCAAAACUAUUAAUUUAAGUGGUGCAACUUAAUUAAAAAACAAAUAUGAUUUCUGUGUUUUCCAUGAAACUAAUAAAGAAGAAAUUACAUUAAAA
This is a messenger RNA of Poecilia latipinna (sailfin molly), 2924 nucleotides long. RefSeq names its product granulin a (gene grna). Gene Ontology annotation, cellular component: extracellular region. Bases 111 to 2309 code for a protein of 732 amino acids. The transcript is spliced from 14 exons. NCBI's taxonomy places the organism in Eukaryota, Metazoa, Chordata, Actinopteri, Cyprinodontiformes, Poeciliidae. The record is from RefSeq and is a predicted model, not a curated record.